ACGUCAAGUAGCUGUUAGCUGGAGCUAACAGCAGCUCAGUGAGCCAGACCUUUGAAACAGUUCCACAUACAUUCCGUUUAUGCUAGAAAACAGCUGUCGUUCGUUGCAAGAGGGGUUCGCUGCUCAUGUUUUAUGCCUGUAACCGUUUAACGACAAAAAGGAUGACGGACUAUGAGGAUAACCAUGACAAGUUAGCCAGCUCCAGCAGAACAGCGAAGCUCCAGGUGAUCUACAGUUGGACAGCCUUCCUUUGCUAGCUGCUCCCGAGGAGGAAAGCUCUGAGAUUUUACAAGGACUGGAUGCGGAAGGAGGAUAUGAAGCAAGCUCAACAGCUAAUGCUAACGAUGAAUGCUAUUUCACACGUUCAGUGGAAUGCCAAAGUGCCAAAAAGUCACACUCCUGAUCACCCAGCUGGGGUUAGGGUAGAGAAUAGCAGCGUUGGUACAAAAAGGGUAUAGGAAUAUGCAAGGACUCUCAACCUCCACUGAGAUCUAUAAAUAUCCACGACACAGAACUGUUGUCCUUGACAAACCAGUCUUGGUCACCAUGCUGUCCACAAUGGAAGUGCCAUCGUAGACCGAAGGUACAGUGGCUCAAUUGACUGCACGGUUUUUUGAGCUCCAGCUUCGGAGGAAGCAUUCCAGCUUUUAUCUAAUCCUAAACGGUGAAGAUGGGCUCCCAAGCUCUUCAGAUAUUGAGGCAGGGUGUGUGGGCUUCGCUCACAGGAGGAUGGUAUGUGGACCCCCAUCAGAGCACAUUCUCCAACUGCUUCCACCUUUACCUAUGGAUUUUCCUCUUGGCCUUCCCCUUUCUUCUCUACAUGGCUCUUCCUCCUAGCUUGGUGGUGGCAGGUGUGUACUCUGCUGUAGUAGCGGUCUUUUUUACCGCCAUUAAGGUGGUUAACUACCGACUUCACACCAUGUUCGACCUCGGUGAGAUUGUCGAGAAGAAGCAGGCCUCUCUCACAGCUGAUGCCCCAAGGACAGAAGACGGUGAUGAAGGGUCAGGAGCUCAUGAUGGAACUCAGCAUAGUCAUGUUGGCGUUGAGAUGACCGUGUUCCGGAAGGUUAACUCAACUCCCCCGGUUCGCUGCAGCUCCCAGCAUUCUCUGUUUGGAUUGAACCAAGUGUCGGAGUUUUUGCCACACCUGGAGGAUGUAGGAGGCAGUAAGGAUAUCAAAGAAUUAACACAGGGGCAAGGAAGCAAUAAUGUAAUUGUGACUUCGGCCCAUCGUGCGAUUCUACGUCAGAGCUCCCAGGACACACAAUGGGUCCCCAGUUUGGUCCGCUCCUGCAUUUCCACCUCUUUGGGAGGGGAUUUCCCAGGUUUCGUUGGAGUUCCUGGAGUGUCAGCUGGACCUGAAGAUCCUGGAGGGUGCCUGUCUAUCCCCCCUUCACCUUUAAGUCAAGAAGAUGGAGGCGAGAAGGAGCAGCUGGAUGACUUGACAAAACAGUCUUCUCAUCAGACCCCAGAGGACAAUGGGUUGGAAAUUUAUUCUACACUUGGACCUUCUGCUGAAUCUGAGAGCUUAGGAGAUACAACCCUUAGCCCUCUUAUAAAGAGCAGCUUAAGUGAGGAGCUGAGCGAAAACCUCAUGGGUCUGGGACUGGACCCUGGAGCUUUUGCUCCGGGAACUGAGCACCCGGGCAGCCGCAGUGGCGUGGCUUUGGGUGCUGGGUCCACGGACAGCUGCUUCAGUGCAGGUGGAGCUACCACGGACCGUGAGACACUAAGCACUGUAAGUAGUUACCGCUCUGAGAAAACGGACUCCACUCAGUUAGAAAGUCCUUCAUUGAGCCAGUCGCGGCCGGCAGAUGGACAGACACCUGCUUUAGCACCAGGGUUAGGUUCUAAUGUUCUGGACAACACAGAGGAUACAACUGGACAGGAUAGCAGUGACACUGACAAUCUGUCAGACAGCGUGCUACUUCGCUCCCCUUCCAAAGAGUUAUCCAUCAGCCAGGGGCUAGACCGGACACUUGUUGAAGAGGAUUUACCCCCUUCACACUCUAUUGCACAGUCCCCUCCUCUCCAGAACUCUUCCCCUUCAAGUAGUGGCCACUCAGAGGUUUGUGACUUGGACAGAAAAACUUGUGGUCCUCCGCUCCCCCCACCACGGCAGGCCAAUUCAGUGCCUUCAGGGCUGGCCUUGGGUCUAGUGUGUUCUGAGCCUGCUCUGCCCAUAUCCUCCACCCCGCUUUUACUGUCUGACCCGCCUGCGCUCCAAGCCCAGCAGGUUGUGCGCCCUAAAGACUUGAAGCUGCUGCGGGCCAGCGGCGGAAGCAUGGGCCACAGGCCAGGCCGGAGGAAAGCCCCGAGACGGCGAGCCGGAGCGGGCAGCAGUAGUUUUGACUGUAGCUCUUACAGGCGUCACCACAAUCAUAGACAACACAGAGAUUACAUCCCGGUGCGCAGCCGGCUGGGGGCUAAAGCUUACAGCGAAAGUUUAUUUGAGGAUUCCAGUGACGAGGACGACGGCAGCGACGUGAGCGCCGGUUCCAGCCUGGGUUCCCAGCACAGAUACAGCUCAGACGAAGAUAAUGACAAUGACGACGACUCGAGUUCCUCUACCUCGUGCUACUCCUCAGACCUUGCCAACACUGACAUAACAUCUCUUCUCUCCACUGCUGCUCAACUUCCCACUCCGAGGGAGGGGGAUUUACCUGAAACCUCUGCCCCCUCUCACCCUCGUGCUGCUCAGCGCUCCUCUAGCACAGCGAGUGCUAAGACUCAUGCGAGAGUACUAAGUAUGGAUGGGGCUGGUGGAGGCCAGAGCAACGCAGUGACAACGCCCACUACACUUCUUACGAUGCCCUCCACGUCCACCCCAGCUCCUCGCACUCUUACGAUGUCUAAGUCUGAUCUGGAAGCCCGGACUAUACACACUGAUGGCUUCCCUGGGAGCCAUCAUCAUCGGCUGGAUUCUCUUGGAGGGUCUUGGACUGGCAACCAGAUGGGUUGGAGAGCAGGAGAGCUGGUUGAAGAGGGAGCUGUGGGUGGAGCUUUGGGUCCAGAGGACGGGAGCAAACACGACUCCGUUACGAGUGUGAAGAGGACCCAGGCAAUACGCCGGAGGCACAAUGCUGGGAGCAACCCUACACCACCACCUUCAACGAUGGGAUCCCCUCCCAGCCUCCAAGAUCUUCAGAGGGUUCGGACCUCCUCUCAUUCACGCACCCGCACAUUUCCGUCGGCCUUACAGUUUGCAUCUUCACUACUCCUCCCCCGCAGCGGCAUUCACGAGGCCUCCACCUUUGACGACACAUCGGAAGGAGCGGUGCACUAUUUCUAUGAUGAAAGUGGAGUGAAGAGAUCCUACACUUUUGGACCUUCUGGAGGUGGUUAUGAGGACCCAGUUCAAGAAAGAGAGAGGCAGUCCCAAUCAUCAAGCUUCACCUCCACUGAGGUUCAAGAUGGAGUGCCAGUCCUGUCCAUCCUUCAGCCCAGAGAUGUGGUUCUACAGGGAAUGCAGGUUCGCAGGGUGCCCCAGGAAAUGUCAGAGUUUGAUCUUGAUCACGAAUCCCUCCAAGAAUCCCAUGAAAACACUCUGAUGAUUGAGGAGAAAGCCAAGCCGAAACAGUACUACCGGUUUUGGGUGCUACCAGGGAAGUGGUUGAGGGUUCGAUACGAUCGACUGGCUCUUCUAGCUCUGUUGGACAGGAAUCGACGUGUGGGAGAGAACGUGUUUUCAGUGAUGUUGGCUAGCCUGGUGGCCUUCCUGGGGUUUCUGCUCCUGCUUCAGGGCUUUUUCAGGGACAUCUGGGUCUUCCAGUUCUGCUUGGUCAUUGCUAGUUGCCAGUAUUCUUUACUGAAGAGUGUUCAGCCAGAUGCUGCCUCCCCCAUGCAUGGCCAUAACUGGAUCAUUGUAUACAGUCGGCCAAUUUACUUCUGCUUGUGUUGUGCGAUGAUCUGGAUAUUUGACCUGUCUGGGCGAGCUGGAAGUCUGCAGCCAUUCUCCCUUUAUGGUGUCACCUUCUUCUCUGCACACUUCCUGCUGUGUGUCAGGGACAUGCUUAUUGUUUUUGCCUUGUGUUUCCCGGUCAUUUUCCUGUUUGGGUUGCUACCUCAGGUUAAUACUUUUGUGAUGUGUCUGCUGGAGCAGAUCGACAUGCACAUUUUUGGUGGAACUGCUACUACCAGCCCGCUCUCAUCUCUGUUCAGCCUCAUACGCAGCAUAGUGGUGGCCGCUCUGCUGUAUGGAUUUUGCCUCGGCGCCAUUAUUGGCCCGUGGGGGGAUGCCCAUGUUCCAGUGCUGUUCUCUGUGUUUUGUGGUCUACUUCUGGCCUUGUCUUACCACCUCAGCCGCCAAAGCAGUGACCCAACAAUUCUGUGGUCAUUAGUCCGGUUCAAGCUAUUCCCAGAAUUGGAGAACAGAACACCUGAAGAACCCCCUGUGGAGAUCAAAGAUCCUCUCCCUGAGAAGCUGCGUAACUCUGUGAGCGAGAUUCUUCAUUCAGACCUUGUCAUGUGUCUGCUCAUGGCUGUGAUUACCUUCGCCAUCAGUGCCAGCACCGUUUUCAUCGCUCUUCAGCCUGCUCUCAGCUUUGUCUUAUACAUCCUGGCUGGAGUUAUAGGGUUCAUUACACACUAUCUCCUGCCUCAGCUCCGCAAACAGCUGCCAUGGUUCUGUCUGGCACACCCUGUGCUCCGAUCCAGAGAGUACAGCCAGUUUGAGGUCAGAGAUGCUGCUCAGUUGAUGUGGUUUGAGAAGCUGUAUGCGUGGCUUCAGUGCGUGGAGAAAUACUUCAUUUACCCAGCUGUGGUGCUGAACUCUCUAACCACUGAAGCUCGAACAGUAGGCCAGAAUCAUAAAGAGCUGGACAUCUACAGCCGAGCGCUCUUCAUCUCAGUCGCAGGCAUGAAGCUGCUACGUUCUUCUUUCUGUACCCCAUCGCAGCAGUAUGUCACACUGUGCUUUACCGCGCUCUUCUUUCACUGUGACUAUCCACACUUCUCAGAGACCUUCCUAAUUGACUACUAUUUCAUGUCCAUCGUCUUCAGCAAGAUGUGGGACCUGCUAUACAAGCUACGCUUUGUUUUGACUUAUAUAGCACCAUGGCAGAUCACCUGGGGCUCAGCCUUUCACGCUUUUGCUCAGCCGUUUGCUGUUCCUCACUCUGCAGUGCUUUUCGUCCAGGCAAUCUUCUCCGCCAUCUUUUCCACACCCCUGAACCCUGUUCUAGGCAGUGCUGUGUUUGUCACCUCUUACACAAGACCCGUAAAGUUCUGGGAACGAGAUUACAACACCAAGCGGGUCGACCAUUCAAACACCAGGCUCGCCACUCAUUUGGACCGCAACCCAGGUGCCGAUGACAACAAUUUAAACUCUAUUUUCUACGAGCACCUGACGCGCUCUCUGCAGCACAGCCUGUGUGGAGACCUGCUGCUGGGACGCUGGGGGAACUACAGCACGGGGGACUGCUUCAUCCUCGCAUCGGACUACCUCAACGCUUUGGUGCACAUCAUCGAGAUCGGCAACGGCCUUGUCACCUUCCAGCUGAGGGGUCUGGAGUUCAGAGGUACCUACUGUCAGCAGAGGGAGGUAGAGGCCAUCACAGAGGGGGUGGAGGAGGACGAGGGCUGCUGCUGCUGUGAACCAGGUCAUCUGCCGCACAUGUUGUCAUUCAACGCCGCGUUCGGACAGCGCUGGCUGGCCUGGGAGGUGGCCGCCACCAAAUAUGUGCUAGAGGGCUAUAGUAUCAGCGACAAUAAUGCAGCUUCCAUGUUGCAAGUAUUUGACCUGCGCAAGAUUCUCAUCACCUACUAUGUCAAGAGCAUCAUCUACUAUGUGAGUCGGUCCCCUAAGCUUGAGGAGUGGUUGACCAAUGAGGCGAUUCAGGAGGCUCUGCGACCGUGCCUCGGGCCCAACUACGUGGACAGCGACCCCACCUUCAACUUAAACAUCGACGAGGACUAUGAUCACAGAGCCUCCGGCAUUACCCCCUCCUCGUUCAGCAUGGUUUACUUCGACUGGAUUCAAUACUGCAACAGCAGGCGUCAAACGCCAGUAACUUGUGAAAGAGAUUCCCCACUCGUCAACCUCUGUUUUGGCCUGUGUAUACUGGGAAGAAGAGCUCUGGGCACAGCAUCUCAUAGCAUGUCUGCAAGUUUGGAGCCAUUCCUCUACGGCCUUCACGCCCUCUUCAAAGGAGACUUCCGCAUCACGUCGCCCAGGGAUGAAUGGGUGUUUGCAGAUAUGGACCUACUCAACCGAGUUGUGGCGCCAGGAGUUCGGAUGUCCCUCAAGCUGCACCAGGACCAUUUUACAUCUCCAGAUGAGUAUGAGGAUCCGAUGGUUCUUUAUGACGCAAUCACUGCCAACGAAGAAAAGAUGUUGAUUUCACAUGAAGGUGACCCGGUGUGGCGCAGUGCCAUUCUAGCAAAUAUGCCCUCGCUGCUGGCACUGCGGCACAUUAUGGAUGACGGCAGCGACGAGUACAAGAUCAUCAUGCUUAACAAGAGAUUCCUCAGCUUCAGAGUCAUCAAGGUGAACAGAGAAUGUGUUCGUGGUCUGUGGGCAGGCCAACAGCAGGAGCUGGUUUUCCUGCGCAACCGUAACCCAGAGCGAGGAAGCAUUCAAAACGCCAAACAGGCCCUGAGAAACAUGAUUAAUUCCUCGUGCGAUCAGCCCAUCGGUUACCCGAUAUACGUGUCCCCCCUCACGACCUCGUACGCAGGGGGUCACAGCCAGCUCCGGUCGGUGUGGGGCGGCCCAGUCAGCCCCCACAACAUUUACACUUGGCUCAUCAGUAGCUGGGACCGGUUGCAGAAAGGUUGUGGUGCUGGCUGUAACAGCGGUGGAAACAUUGAGGAUUCUGACUGUGGAGGAGGCUCCACUUCCAUUUCAACUAACCCAGCCAUUCACACCACACAGAGUACUCCAGCCUCUAGCCUUCCCCAGCCACACAUCACAACCGUCCAGCCCUCCAUGGGUACAGAUAACCCUGCAGGCCCAACCCAGAGCUGGUCUCACCACCCUCAACCUCUCCCGUUAGCUCUACUCAGUCAGUCAGAGGGCAGGAUGGAGGCUAGCCUGCUCUCAUCUCUACAACGGACGUCCUCCAUCCAGGGGCUGCUGGGUCAGCAGCUCUCCAGCUCCCAGCUCUCCUUCAGCAGCUCUAUGGUUCCUCCACCUCUGCCUGCCCCGGAGCGCUUCUGCCCAGCAACGCUGCUGGAGAACUCAGGGCACAGAGUGGGCCAGAGGAGCGGCCUACACUACGAAAGCCAUUUUGGCAAGUGGAGCUUUUCAGGAAGAAAGGGCUUUAACGGACCAGCCGCAGUGGAGAUGGAAGGAGUGCCAGUACAGACGAUACGCACACAGCCGCCUCCUCCUGUGCCACUACAAGAAGUCAGUCUGACACACGACCCCCUUGGAGCCACUCAGGCAUUGGAUCCGAGUCUGUUGGCUUCAGGGGACACUCCCACUCCAAAAGAGGAAUCCACAGAGCUGCCUUUACUCGAUCACCUUCGCUGAAUUUGCACUGGUGACAUUUUCUACAAUGAAAGCACAUCCUGAGAUUGAAUCAGACCCACCCUGACCAGACUCAUUCCAGCUUCGGGACUCAUUCCAGCAACCCUGGCUGAGAUACUUCAGUGCAGCUGUGAUCUGGGAAACCCCCCGGCUGAAUCUGGGAGCGGACACAUCAUCUCACAGCGAGAGCAGUUCAGCAUGUGAUAGCAGGCUGAGGCUGUGGCACAGCAGACCCUGGAGUGAAUUUAGCCAACUGGUUCAUUCAGAAGUGAGGUUUCAUAGUGAGAUCUGAUCAUCCUCUCACCCUGUUUUCCUUUGUCUCUAUGGACAACCUUUGGGUUGCAACAGAAAUGACAGUCCAGAAAGGCCAGUGCAAUUAAAAGGGAUAUUUUGGUUCAGGAGUGUUUAUUUUUCUAUACCGGAGAAAAGAAUAUAGCCUCUCCCUGUCUUUUACUUGACAGAUGCAGUAGCAGAGUUUCUGUUUCACCAAUUAAAAAGAGCUCAGCAUGUUACUGUACAAGCAAGCGAAGGACAUGUGGAAACCGUGAAAAGCCUUGUUUAGUCCCCCCCCCCCAAUUAUUGCAUCCUGACUGGACCUACAGCUGAGUGUCAAUAUCUGACAGAUCAUAUUGACAAACUUCAGGAGCCUCCACUUCACCCCUCUCCACCACACACCACAUAUAAUCAGGAAGCGGAAACAAAGAUAACACCCAGUCCUCGUUCCCUGGUUCGUUUCCUGCAGAGGUGCCUGGCGAGGUCAGCAGUUAACAGAAAUAUUCCCCUCGCCCCAAGCCGACGAGUAGUGCUUUAAUGGCUAGUUUACAGAUUAUUUAGGCCUGUAAGAAGUCCUGAAUUCGAAGGUGGAGAUGUGGAAGACAAAAAAUGGGACGGUUCUGGUCCAAGAGGAGGCUCACUUGUUUGUGAAAACCAUGGGUCUAAAAAUCCCAUGAACUUGGGGGUGUCAGAAAUGUCAAACCUUUAGUUUUCUGUAGGUUGUAUGUCCUUUAUUUGUUUUUUAUUCUUUUUUGUCGUUUUACUUGAAGAAUCCCAAGUUCCUCAGUGAUUAAGACACACCGAGUUUAUGUUUGUUUCAUAAAUGCUCAAUAAAACCCUGACUGGUCAGAUCCAGUCAGCUCCUAGAUCUCCAGUCAGCAGGGAUUGAUGCUGCCCAGUGUGUGUGGGGGGGGGGGCAGUGUUCCCUCCGCCUCUCCCAUUACUGUACUACUGCUUCUGCAUCCCCUACUACUACUAAUGUACCCAGUACUACUGCUGUUUCUUUAACAGUUUAAUCCAGCGUUUUAGUUGGAACUUUACACCGCUGAAUAAAUGGUAAAAUCAAA
Molecule: messenger RNA, 8811 nt
Organism: Girardinichthys multiradiatus
Lineage: Eukaryota; Metazoa; Chordata; Actinopteri; Cyprinodontiformes; Goodeidae
Product: pecanex-like protein 1
Exons: 36
Coding region: 671-7474 (2267 amino acids)
Cellular component (GO): membrane
Source: RefSeq, a predicted model, not a curated record